AUGGUAACAACAUUCAAGCCUCCACUCCAAGGAAUUGUUGUUACCAAUGAUGGGAAUAUGCUAUUUUGCUCUACGAUUGAGCUGAGCCGCACACAGGACGAAGAAGUGGGUGAUGGGACUACAUCUCUGGUGAAAUGCUACUACAUGUUGCCCAAACAUUCAUUGAAAAGAGUUACCAUCAUAUGCCGAGCUUAUAAUAAGGCUCUGGAGGAUGCCAUCGCUGUUCUUGACAAGAUUGCCAUGUCAAUCCAUGUUAAUGACCGUGCAACGGUUCUAGGAUUAGUCAAGAGCUGCAUAGGAACAAAAUUCACUAGCCAGUUUGGACAUCUUAGUUAUUGCUGGAUAAUAGAUCUUAGCCAAUAUUUUGGGAUACACAAGAAACUUAAAUUGGGCUUACGGUCAUUACAGGCUUUGACCUUUGGAUAUAGCACUCCCAAGUGA
Eruca vesicaria subsp. sativa (arugula) is the source of this 441-nucleotide messenger RNA. NCBI's taxonomy places the organism in Eukaryota, Viridiplantae, Streptophyta, Magnoliopsida, Brassicales, Brassicaceae. The record is from the annotation of a GenBank genome assembly.